AUGAACGUCGACAACGAGAGCAGCCCCUCGGGCUCGGCAAACUCGCACCAAGAGGCAUCCCAAAAGGUCAAGAAGAGGCGUCUGCACGGAGCCUGCGAUGUCUGUCGCAAGAGAAAGAUCAAAUGCGAUAGUGCUGCUAUGCCAGGCAAUGUCUGCACCAAUUGUCAAGUCUCAAACAUCCACUGCACACAUGAUAUUCCCCGCCAGCCCAAGAAGAAGGACACACAACAAGCCUACAUUCAAAGCCUCGAGGAAAGGCUCGACAGGAUGGAAAAGUUCUUGCACACGGCCCAUCCUGAGAAGGACAUCGACCACCUCAUCGGCGAGCCUGAAGACGAUGAUGACGACAUGGACACCUCCGCCGCCGUCUCUAUCUCUCCCAACUCGCACCCUAAAUUCCCGUCUCCUUCACUCAGUGGCACCAAGCGGGCCGCGCAAGCACCAUCAGAAGACCCCUCCGAAGCAGAAGACCUCGCACACAUUGCCCUCUCUGAACAUCUGAGCCAACUAUCCAUGGAGGCCGUCGAGGAUCGAUUCUUUGGUCAGUCUAGCGGAUUUAUGUUUGUAAAGCACGCUGUUGCCGUAAAGACUUCUGUCACGGGCAAAGGCGGUCCUGUGAAACCUUCUGGCGAGUACCUCGACGGGGCGUGCUUCAGACGACCGCUAUAUUGGGACAUACGGCCAUGGGAGAAGGAGUUCUCGACGAUCCGCGACCCAGCAUACGUCUUCCCCGACGACGACCUCCUGCAAAGCCUCGUCCAGAUAUAUUUUGAACAAGCCAACACGUUGCUGCCCGUCCUGCACCGGCCGACCUUCAUGCGCUCCCUGGCACGCCGCGAGCACCUCUGGGACCCCUCGUUCGGCAUGACAGUACUGCUCGUCUGUGCCGUCUCCUCGCGAUACUCGGACGAUCCCCGCAUUUUCACACCGGGAGACGAGUCCGGGCUGUCGUCGGGCUGGAAGUAUUUUUGUCAGGUGCCGAUACAUCGAAAUCCGCUGCUGUAUAGGUCAACUAUACAUGAUUUGCAGUAUUAUACGCUUGCGAUCAUUUACCUAUUAGGAACGUCGAUCCCACAUGCUGCAUGGAAUAUUCUGGGGUUAGGGAUACGGUAUGCAUGCGAGAAAGGUGCUCACCGGCGGAAGGGCAACGCGUCGAAACCUACUGCCGAGGACGAGCUACUGAAGCGUGCUUUCUGGUGUCUGAUUAGCAUCGACCGCAUCAUGAGCUCCUUCCUCGGCCGGCCAUGUGCGAUCAACGACGAAGACUUCGACGUCGAGUAUCCCAUCGAGUGCGACGACGAAUAUUGGGAGACCGAGGACCCCGAGCAAGCGUUCAAACAACCCCUAGGCAAACCAUGCAUCAUCACUGCCUUCGUCUGCCACCUCAAGAUGUGUGAGAUCCUCGCAUUCACACUGCGCACGCUGUACUCGACGAAGAAGUCCAAGCUGCUAACAGGCCUGAUUGGGAACGAGUGGGAGUCCAGGAUCGUCGCCGAGUUGGAUUCGUCGAUGAACCAGUGGAAGAAUUCGUUACCCGAAUUUUUACGCUGGACAUCCGACAUGAAAGACCCCGCGUUCUUCCACCAGUCGGUGUGUCUGCACGCGACGUACUACUACGUCCAGAUGCAGAUCCACCGGCCCUUCCUGACCAAGAUAUCCCCGCUCUCCUUUCCCUCGCUCGCGAUGUGCACUAACGCGGCGCGCUCGUGUUGCCACCUCCUUGAGGUAGCAUUGCAGCGGGGGUUGAAGCCGUAUCCUAACAUUAUUAUGGCGGCGUUCGUUUCUGGGAUCGUGAUCCUGUUGAACUUGUGGGGCAGCAAGCGGUCUGGAUUGAUCGACGACCCGGCAAAGGAGAUGGCGAAUGUGCACAAGUGCCUCGACGUGCUCAGGGUAUGUGAGAAGAGAUGGCACAUUGCCGGUCGGGUGGCUGAUAUGUUGGCAGAACUCGCCUCGUUGAGCGACUACGAGACUCGGUACGACGGCGAUGGCGAUACGAAGAGACAACCGGACCAGCAAGCAUUGCGAAACCCAGGCAUCACCUGGCCGUUCGCCGCCAGCCUCUUCCAACCACCCCGCGAGGACAAAGAUAGGCCCGAAACUCCUGUAGCACCCCAAUCCGCUCCUCAUCCCCAAGCCCAGCCUCAAGCCCAAGCCCAGCAACCUACACCCUCCUCCACCCCCUCUUCCAACAACAGCGGUCUCCCCUCCGGCCUGCUCAGCCCCUCACAACUACCUACCUCCUCACCCACAAACGCCCUCGCCUCGCCCUCGCCAUACCAGCUAGACACGCUGGCAUCCAUGCCCGCGAACGACUGGGACCUGAGCAACCUGCUGAUGGUGCAGAUGGGGUACGUGCAGCAGGCGCAGGCGCAAGCGAGCGACCCGGGGCAGCAGUUCUUUGAUAGUAUGAACAUGGCGAUGUUCAUGCCGAUGGAUUUGGGUGGGUCGGGUUCGGGUUCGGGGAUGGGCGCGGGUGUGGGUGUGGGGAUAGGCCCACAAGCACAGCAGGCGCCGCCGAUGCCUCAGCGGAUGCAAAGUCAGGCCCAGCAGAGUCAAGGGCAAGGGCAAGGACAGCAAGGACAAGGGCAGGGACAGAUGCAUCAGCAGAUGCCGGGACAACAUGGCCAGCAGCAGCGAAACACCGCGCCAGGCUUGUUUGGGUAUGGGUUACCGCUGAUGCAGCAGCAGCAGCAACAGCAACCGGCGUUCAUGGGCCAGAUGAGCAGCUUUGGGAUGAACGAGGAGAUGUUCUCGUUGUGGUCGGAUAUUCCUGCUGCGUUUAGUGCGGAAGAGUGGGACGCGUAUGUGGCACAUAUGGGCCAGCAAUCGUAG
Cyclocybe aegerita is the source of this 2832-nucleotide messenger RNA. The record is from the annotation of a GenBank genome assembly. NCBI's taxonomy places the organism in Eukaryota, Fungi, Basidiomycota, Agaricomycetes, Agaricales, Hemipholiotaceae.